UAAGACAACCGAAAUUAGACCCGGAUCCAGUGUUACCGGGCUAAAUUAAGGUGUCGGGUCAUAGCAGAGAAGCUGCCAGACGCUAACGAUGAAUGCGAUCCAGUUGCUGUGGGAAGCGAUAAUGAAAGCGACGAAGAAAGAAAGACGGAGAGACGAUGACGACGGCGAAGAAGAGACCAACGAAAAAGCUUCACCGGAAUCACUCGUCCUUCCUCCAGAGAUCAUUACAGAAAUUCUUCUCCGAUUACCGGCUAAAUCGAUCGGGCGAUUCAGGUGCGUAUCAAAGCUAUUUUACUCUCUGUCAUCGGAUCCAGGAUUCGCGAAGAAUCACCUCCAUCUGAUCCUUCGAAACGACGCCGUAAAAUCGCUCCACCGUAAGCUCAUCGUCUCUUCACAUAAUCUAUACUCUUUAGAUUUCGAUUCAAUCCGUGACGGAAUUAGGGAUUUAGCGGCUGUGGAACUCAAUUAUCCUCUUAAAGACGAUCCAAGCAUUUUCUCUGAGAUGAUUAGGAAUUACGUGAGAGAGCAUCUGUACGAUGGUGGAUCUGAGGUUGACGACGAUGAUCGUCGUGUGAUGCUUAAGCUGAAUGCGAAAUCGUAUCGAAGAAACUGGGUUGAGAUCGUCGGAUCUUCAAAUGGUUUAGUGUGUAUCUCUCCUGGUGAAGGAGCUGUUUUCUUGUAUAAUCCAACCACCGGAGAUUCCAAGAGAUUACCUGAAACUUUGCGUCCCAAAUCUGUAGAAUACGGAAGAGAUAAUUUCCAAACUUAUGGAUUUGGUUUCGAUGAUCUCACGGAUGAUUACAAAGUGGUGAAGCUUGUUGCUACCAGUGACGAUAUUCUUGAUGCUAGUGUCUAUUCCUUGAAGGCUGACUCAUGGAGACGGAUCUGCAAUUUGAAUUAUGAGCACAACGAUGGUUUCUACACGUCCGGUGUGCGUUUCAACGGUGCGAUUCACUGGGUGUUCACAGAGAGUAGCCACAACCAAAGAGUGGUUGUAGCAUUUGAUAUUGAAACCGAGGAGUUUCGAGAGAUGCCAUUACCUGAUGAAGCUGAAGAUUGUUCCCAUAGGUUUAGAAAUUUUGUGGUCGGAAGUCUCAGUGGACGUCUCUGUGUGGUCAAUAGUUGCUACGAGCAGCACGAUGAUAUAUGGCUGAUGAGUGAGUACGGUGAAGCUAAAUCAUGGAGCCGAAUCCGGAUCAACUUGUUGUAUAGGUCGAUGAAACCGCUGUGUUCGACUAAGAACAAAGAAGAGGUUCUUCUAGAGCUUGAUGGAGACAUGGUGUUGUACAACUUUGAGACCGACACAUCGAGUAAUCUGGGAAUUCGCGGGAUUAAGCUUAGUGACGGAUUCGAGGCCAAUACGUACGUAGAGAGCCUCAUAUCACCCAACCCUUGUGGUAGAGAGAGCUGAGGAAGUCUGCUUUCUCUAAGAUAUAAUAAACCAACAUUCGGAUUAGCAAUGUUUUAGUUCAGAACAUAAUCUAGUAUUCACAUUGUAAUGCUGCGGAAUGGCAAAUCGAGUGUAAUUGUAUUUAUAUCAGUACUUGUCUAUACAUAUGUAAUGUUGUUCGAAAAAUCAGUGGCUUUUCUAUCUGGUUUAUAGAGGAGCAAAUAACUUAAAGGGACCCUA
Messenger RNA from Arabidopsis arenosa, 1630 nucleotides. The record is from the annotation of a GenBank genome assembly. Lineage: Eukaryota; Viridiplantae; Streptophyta; Magnoliopsida; Brassicales; Brassicaceae.